Zingiber officinale is the source of this 1135-nucleotide messenger RNA. RefSeq lists its product as uncharacterized. Lineage: Eukaryota; Viridiplantae; Streptophyta; Magnoliopsida; Zingiberales; Zingiberaceae. Bases 788 to 1117 code for a protein of 109 amino acids. The record is from RefSeq and is a predicted model, not a curated record. The transcript has 2 exons.
AUCAUAUAAUAUUUAUAAUGCAGUUUCGAGAAUUUUUCGGGCGUUACAUACUAUGAUGAACUAGUAUAUGGGUAUGCUAUUUGGUGGUUACCCUUGGAUGAGGAUUCCCUGAGUUGAGUAGGAAAUUUGGGGACCAAAUUUUUAUUAGUGGGGGAGAAUGUAAAAUACGAUACCCAAAUAAUAGAUGAAUAAUAAGGUUAAUGAGCAAAUAAUCCUAUUGGAAUUUUUAGGAAUUUAUAGAAAUUUUCUUGAAAUUAAUUGGAUCUCGUAUGAUGCAGGUUAAGGAGAUCAAUUAUUGGGCCAGAGAAAGUCUGUUUAUGUUACCCGAUUUAAACGAGGAAAUGUUUAAUUUCCUUAAAUCUUUUCUUUUCCCUCUGCUUUAAAAACUUUCUCGUGCCCUAACCUCAGACGUUGAUCCUCUUCCUUCCUGAGCCGCACCGCCGAACUCUUCCCUUCCUCCCCUCUUGUCAUCGCUGAUCCCUUUUUCCUACUCGACGCCAACGCCAUGAGGGAGAUGGUAGCCGGCGGCUGAGCACUACAUCUUCCUCUUCAUCGAGCUGCGCCACCAGCCGUUGUCGCUCGCCACUACCGUGCCCUAGCCGCCUCCUCGCGAUUGCUGCCCCUACGCGACCACCGCGACCUCGCAACCGUCGAAUCGUGCGAUCGCCGCCUCCACACGAUCGCCACCUCCUCGCGAUCGCCACCUCCGCGCGACCGUCGCGUCCUCGCGACCGUCGCGUCCUCGCGACCGUCGCGUCCUCGCGACCGCCGAGCCCGUGCGACGUUCAUGUCCGCAGGACCGCGACACCAUCCGGUUAGCGAGCGGUUGCUGCCAUCCCACCGCCACCAUCGUUGCCACGCGCUGCCAGCCACCGUGAUCAGAUGUCCUGUAGUCCUCGCGUGCUCGCGUCGAAGUAGCCCUGCUGCCGCUGUGCUCCACCUCCAUGGAGCAUUGCUGUGCCUCCGGUGGUCAGCGCCGCUGAAUGGUCCAACCGCGACGGCGACAAACCCAUUAGUUUCAAGGAGUUCAAGGUCAUGCCCGUGCUUGCGUUACCCUCGCCAUCGAAAUCCACGGGCGUUGAUUCGAGACAAGCGUCUCGACGUUGGAUUGGUUUGAUACGAUCUUCUUUUAAGG